Amphiprion ocellaris (clown anemonefish) is the source of this 5802-nucleotide messenger RNA. RefSeq names its product MAX dimerization protein 4 (gene mxd4). Gene Ontology annotation, molecular function: RNA polymerase II cis-regulatory region sequence-specific DNA binding; protein dimerization activity; DNA-binding transcription factor activity, RNA polymerase II-specific. The coding region runs from base 146 to 778 and encodes 210 amino acids. The record is from RefSeq and is a predicted model, not a curated record. Gene Ontology annotation, biological process: regulation of transcription by RNA polymerase II. The transcript is spliced from 6 exons. Lineage: Eukaryota; Metazoa; Chordata; Actinopteri; Pomacentridae.
UUUGGAGUCAACCAAGACUCAGAAGUGAACGUAGCAGCACAUACAUCGCUCUGAAACUGUUUUUACAUUUUCAUUCCAUUAUUUUAUGAUUUGUACAUUUGUGUAGAUAGAUUGUUUCUAUUUUUGUAAACGCGACAACAACGAGAUGGAACUUAAUUCUCUUUUAAUUCUGCUGGAGGCUGCAGAGUACUUGGAGAGAAGAGACAGAGAGGCAGAACACGGUUAUGCGUCUGUUUUACCGUACAGCAGCGACUUCUCCAGAAAGAAAACGAAAGCAUCGCCAAUUUCCAGAAAAACUCAGAACAAUAGAUCAUCACACAACGAGCUGGAGAAACACAGACGUGCCAAACUACGGCUGUAUUUGGAGCAGCUGAAGAAGCUGGUGCCUUUGGGUCCAGACAGCACGAGACACACCACUCUGAGCUUGCUGAAAAGGGCCAAGAUGCACAUCAAGAAGCUGGAAGAGCAGGACAGGAAGGCUUUAAACAUGAAGGAGCAGCUUCAGAGAGAGCACCGCUACCUCAAACGCCGCCUGGAGCAGCUCUCUGUGUCGGGAUCUGUGGAGCGCAUCCGCACUGACAGCAUGGGAUCCACAAUCUCCACCGACUCAGAGCAAGAGGUGGACAUCGAGGGCGUGGAGUUCACCCCCGGCGAGGCAGACAGCGUGGACAGCGUCAGCGACGGAGAGGAGGAGGACCACUACAGCCUCCAGAGCAGCUCCAGCGACACCAGCUACACGGCCACACAUUCCCACAGACUGCAGCCGCACCACUGUUAGACACCGCAGCGGCCAUCCAUCUGUCAACCAGCUUCCUCACCCCGUGCUUUCCUCCCCUCGCCGUACCUUCCCCCCGUGAUUUGCCAACGCCGCCCAACUACCUACGUCAGACCGGUCCACGACGGCGGUACACCCUGAACCCGUUCCUUCUCUCCAGGAAGCACACGAGGCUGCAAUGCCACUUAAAACCUUCCUUUACCACCCCCUCCUACCCACCCCCCAACCACUGACCCUACCUCACCCUGCUGUAUCCUGCCUGAACCUGCCCCUCCUGCCCUCUCACUGCCCUCACAACCCCGACCUAGCGUUGCUGCAGGCUCCGAGAGUGCAGAGCCGAGUUUGUGGUUUUUGUCUGGGAAUUCUGUGGCAUGGUGGACAGCUUUGACUUGUUAAUUGGCAGGUGCGUGCAUGUGUGUAAAGUGAAGGUGGGGAGUUUAAGAGAGGUCAAAAAUAUAAGCUACAGUCAUUUUAAUGUGGGAAUAAUACACAGACAACACACUGCAUUAUGCGUGUGAUGUGGAAGGUAAAGCACUUGUCUUUGUUCAGCAAUAUAUGCAACAUCAGGACCUCGAAAGUUGCUUUCGUCGUACGGUAUCUUCCUUUUACACAAGAUUUAAAGGAGAAGCUAUUGCAAAUGUCCUGCAGGUUCCUUGAAACAUCUGACUGCUGAAAAAUGUUGGGGGAAUACACUCAUUCUCUUUCUUGCUGAGAGUUAGAUGAGAAGAGAUCUGCCGCCGGCACCUCUAAAGCUCACAAAUUCACACGUUAAUCUGUACAAAAGUCAGUGUUAAGUUGUAAUUUUAUGGGAUUCACAUGUAAGUAGCUUGGUUGGUGGAGAAAUACAGGGUGUCCCUAAAGUCUGGACACAUAGGAAAUCUUAUUAACUAUCCUUUUUUUGCCUCCACAGAUUAAAUAUGGCUUUGUCGAAUGAAGAAAGAGUUGAACUGGUACUUCUCAGUGGUCAUAAAGGAUGGACAUAUUGAAAGAUAGCAGAUGAAUUUAAUACACGUGAUCGAAGGAGGAUUCUGCUUGGCUUUUCCACGGUGGCGAAAGUGGUUAAAAAGUUUAAAGAAUCGGACAGUGUCAUGGACAAACCCCGUUCUGGACGACCAAAUGUAUCAGCCAAAACUAAAGAACUGGUCAUGGCUAAAAUUCACGCUAGCCCCAAAAAAUCACUUCCCUAACCCUAACCUUAACUUUUGAUAUGUCUGUCCUUCAUGUCCACUAAGUACUAGUUCAACUCUUUCUUCUAUUGACAAAGCCAUAUUUAAUCUGUGGAGGCAAAAAAUUAUAGUUAAUGAGAUUUCUUAAGUGUCCAGACUUUAGGGACACCCUGUAGUGUAGCAGGUGACUGCAUUUUGAUGCUAUUAGAUGGUUUUUGUACACACUAAACAAACAAGAUAUAACAUAUUGAUUGGUGAGCUUUAGUGGUUCUGCAUAUUUCUUUAGACGGGCGGUUUCUAUUCUUUAUGCUAAGCUAACUAGCUGCAGGCUUUGGCUUAACAUUCCGGCACAUAUGAGAGUGCUGUUGAUCUUCUCAGUGGAAAAGUGAUCCAAAACUGUUUAAUUUCCAACAUUUUAGCAAAGUUGUAAAUGCACAGCAAUACCUCUAUAAGCUCAUGACUUAAAAUGGGACUUUUUCAGUAGCAGCUCUGUCACUUCUUUAUCACUGAGUGCAACACGAAAAAGUUUCAGAGCUCUAGCAGAGAAAAAAACCUGUAAAUAGAUGUACAGUUACUGUCCAGACCCUCACGUCUCCCUCUGGUUGGGCUGCCUAACCACUACUCCACACUACUGACCACUACACUAUACCACCCUAUGGUGUGGAUGGACUACUAUGUCAAAUAACAAAAAAAAGGAGUUGCCUCACAACUAAAACUCUAUUCUUUUAAAUAUAAAGUCACAUCUUGUGUUUCCUUCUCAGUAGCUAAUUGAUGUAGCAAUAAAUACAAGAGGCAGAGUGUCAAAUUGAUUCUGGUGGACCGUGAGGUGUUGUGGGAGACUUUUCUUGUCCCAAAUUAACCCUGUAGAUGGCAAGUUGUUGCUUACAGACAGCAAACCUGCAGGAAACUGGGCUGUCUUCCCCACUUUUUUAAAAUUUUCUUUUUCACUAAUGGAUCCUUCUCUGUGUGCACAACGCCAUCUACCCAGAAUGUGCACUUCUCUACAGCUCCGUUGCUUUUUCUGUUGCGAGCAGUAUUCUUGUGGGUUUAAAAAUGUGUAUAAUUCCAAUUAACAAGUCAAAGCUGUGAUCGUGGACACAAGGGCCAGCUGUAAUGAUUUUCUUCUGUCCUAGAAGCACCUAUUUUAGCAAACUAAUCACCUUUCAUUUCUAUAACAGCACUAUUACUCUUGUUUUCUCUGCUAUCUGUUCCUUAUUUCCGGAGCUUUGAGUACUGCUGAAGGCUGACGUAGGCAACGUUUCUUUCUCUAACUUGUAAGUAACUUAUGCACAAUAGUCACUAUUGACGGAGGAGGCGCUUCUGUCGCUCUCUGACCAUUUAAUAAUCAUUAGCACCCAGUCUCUGGCAGUCUUUAGAGCUUGGCACUUUAAAAACAAAAAGGGCCGGUCCACCGCGGGCGGGUCUGACCAAAAAAAUCAAAAACCUACAAAAGAGUCUGAAGAAAACGACAAAAAAUUGCAUACAAAAGAAGCUACUCAUCACUAAAAGUGAUGCUAGCCAGUGUAGUCUAUAUUUCUUGUAUUAAAUUUUGUAUUAUAUUUUCCUAAAUGUUCUCUUGUAAUGAAAAGACAAAAAAGAGUGAGUAUAUCUAGAUAUAUAUAUAUAUAUAAAAGAGAGACAGACCGACCGACCGACAAGGAGGCCAGGCUCGUUGAAGGGAGAGUGGGGGCAGGGGAGCUGAUACACUGGCCCCUCUCCCUUGGGUGACUCUCCUGCUGUCAUUCUGUGCCUUGGUGAGCCUUCGACCUUUCUCGUCCUCCUCCUCCUCCUCCCACCUCCUCACCCCCGGCCCCUACUCAGGUCACACUCCCCCUCCUCCCUCCCCUCUCUCCCUCUUCUUCUUCUUCCUCGUCUCCUCCGGCGGGGCUGAAAGCUUCGAUUUCAACCCGAAACACUUCCACAAGCAAAGAGGGGGGGGCGUGUGAAGAGAAGACCUCAAAAUACAGAAAUGACAAAAAACACAAAAAAACAAGUCCCCUUGGUCUCUACUGAAGCCGCUGUUGUACUACACUCUGUCCAGGCACUCCCCACCCACUCGAUGCCCACCCAUCUGCCAGUGCCGCCUCUGUCAUGGAAAAAUAAAAGAAAACACACACUGGUAAAACUCCCAUGGCAGCUUCCAGUCGCCCCCCUCCGAAUGGUCACCGACGGGGGGGGGUUUCGAAACUUCUGGGCUUGAAGCGUGUUUAUCUUUUUUUCUCUCGUCAUUUUAUUAUUGUAUGUUGACUAUGUAUGUGUUCGGUGGGAAUCACUGGGAGAGGAGCGAUAAAAGAAUAAUCCAAUCAAUGGCAGCUUAAGGUGUUAUCCUCCGAGCUCCUGGUGGUCCGUCCCAAAAAAUAGUGUUACCCGUUGAUCAGGGGACCUCUUGAGACACAGCAAUAUUACCAUCUUGUGCUUUCUGAGGGAGGGUGGGCGGGCAGGUUUUUUUUUGUUUGUUUGUUUGUUUUUAAAAAAAUGACAAGCAGGUGGUUUUGCUUUUGACUCUGUGGUGCAUUUUGGUGACCAACUCUUUAUUUUUGUUUCGAUGAUUUUACCUCCUAAUCUGCACUCUCUCCAUACACUGCAGGAGGGCAAAAAAAAUUGAACUAGACAUGAGAAAAAUGUUUUUUUUUUGUCAUCAAGAGUUUACAUUCAUGUCAAAAGAUUUGUACAUGACUGUUUGUAGCAAAAAUGUCCUUUUGAACAACUGAGUAAACCAUAUUAAUGGAAUAAGAUUAUUCUCUUGCACAGAACCUCCCCAGUAAGAAAAGCGACAGAGUGAAUGGGAUGAGCUCGGGGGCCAGAUAUGAGAUUAUAAUUUUUCAGUGGCGUCAUUGAAAAAUGUACAUAGCACAUGCAAAGCUCGCAACGAGUGGUUUACGAGCGGCUGACUGGACGUGGUAACAUUUAGCUUGAAUGUCGGAUGGAUAGUGUUUAUGGAAAUUCUUUUAAUGAUGUGCCUUGGAAAAAGUUAUUUUCUUUAAUAAGUUAAAAAAAAAAACAAAAAAAGAAGCAGAGAUUGUACCAAUUUAUGUAGACUGUUAAAUCAGGUUUGGAGAGGCAAAAGAAGAUGUUCGCGCUUCCCUUCUCAGAACAAACAGAGUGUAAUUUAGGGGUCAUUGGAGAGAAGAGGGCUAAAAACCCAAACUCCAGAGCGAGCGCAGAUGAGAUUUUAUGUUUGCUUUCAUGUUGCCAUUGCACAGAGAUUCGAUUCGAGCUCAGAGGUGUGGGGAAGUCAUCAGGCAGAGAAGAAAGAAAUCUGUGAUGAAAUAAGGGUCUGAUCAAGGCACUAAAUUGCAAAUACCGAAGACAUCUUUCUACCCCUAAGUCUGCCGAUUAAUGGUGCUCCUAAAAUCGACACAAUGACUUCCGUGAGAUAUUAUUCCUGCCAAAUAAACAGUCACUUUUAAUCCUUCCAUGACUAAUAAGAAUUCCUGUAUGUAAUUCGAAUAGCUUUAACUAUCUGUAGGCUUUAGGUCAGCUUCCCACUUUCCACACUUCAAGCCUUCAUGUCUUUAUUCUUGCAUCUUCGUGUAUCUUUUUGUGACACGCUGUCGAGGGCGAACUGGCUUUAGUUGAGGAUGACAAGGAGUUUGUUUAGGGCUGACACACUGUGCAGAGUCGGGAGAGUUCUGUGCCAGAGACCUGUGAAUAUGUUCCUUUAUAGCGGAUGUGUAAUAUGCAUUCAGAAGAUGUUAUAUAAUUUCCUUUUUUUUUUUUUUGUUUAUUUUUUUGUGUGUGCGAGUGUGUGUACACGAGUACCUGGUGCUGGCUACAUAUUAGCAAACACUUGAAGGUAUCGCGUAUUCUCUCAUUGUAAUAUAAUUAAAAUGUUUUAUACAUAAAGACGUCAAAGCCUCA